Molecule: messenger RNA, 2204 nt
Organism: Phanerochaete carnosa HHB-10118-sp
Lineage: Eukaryota; Fungi; Basidiomycota; Agaricomycetes; Polyporales; Phanerochaetaceae
Exons: 5
Biological process (GO): actin filament polymerization
Cellular component (GO): actin filament; cytoplasm
Molecular function (GO): microtubule binding; actin binding
Source: RefSeq, a predicted model, not a curated record
CGUAUUGACACUUCGAUGUAGCCGCUGAUGAUGGUCCCUAUGCCGCCGUCGCGUACUCCGUCGACGCCCUCCGUAUCCAUGAGACUCAGUGUGUCGACUCCAAGAGGGACUACGCCGUCCAUCCACUCGACCCUCGAAACCCUUCUGCCAGAACCAGAGCCUCCCAUCAUGCCCCGCAAUGCAACAGUGGAUGACAUCGACCAGCUUAUGAAGCUCCUUCAGGACGCUGAGAAUGCCAGAGGAUCAGACAGUGCGGAUAGCCGUGCUCAAAUUCAAGAGCUCCGUGACCUGUUGCACAAUCUCAUCGAUGAGCUGCGGCAGCGCGAAGCGCCUCCUCCACCUGUGCCGGUGAAAGAUGUCUCUGUUGGACGUAGCAGUGUUGUGAGCAGUAGUGAAUUAGGAUCACUGCCGCCGCUACUGCCGCCUGUAACCGUUGUCGCUCCCCAGCCGCGUCCUGCGUAUCCGCCCCCGUUGGUUGAGAUGAAAGAAAUCGGGAUAUCGCCCGCCCCGCCUGAGCCGAAGCCAAUCUAUCUCAGUCCUCCUCGUCGCCGUGGAGCGUCACCCGAGACCCUCAGCGAUUCUGCAUCGUUCUUGUCUUCGCAUCAUUCGGAUGACUGGAGUCUCAUGGAGUCGGAGUCCUAUCCUGCCUUGCCGCGCUCGCUAUCGUGGUCGAGUUCCGAACCAUCGUCGCCGGAGUCAUCACCAAGCGAGUCAGACGUGUCUGUUCGCCCAAGAAGUGCCUUGAGUGUCGAUCGUGGAGCGACUCCGAGCCCUAUACCAAGCCCCACGUCAAUGCCGAUGCCCAUACGGAUGCCCGUACCAACAGUGCCCGUACCGAUGCCUGUGCCACAACCUGCAUCGCCUACUGGAUCUACGGUGUCGAGCGCCACCGCGCGGCCGUUUGGUCUAUCUGAUAUCAGGGAACUGUUGGACGCACUGAGACGUGAAGUCGACAACUUGGCAAAUGGACAGAACGCAGCGAACAGGAAGCUGGAUGAAGUCAGGCAACACCCCGCACCCAGUGCGCCCGACUAUAGCGACCGUCUGGGCAGGAUUGAAAUGCUUCUCCAUGAUCUGUUGACUCGACCUGCGGCACCCGCUGUAGAACGAGUGGCGCCUCCACCACCUGAGCCUGCACCCCCAAGAGAGGAGUCUGAAUAUGAGAGCAGCGAUGGAUCGUCGAUCUUCCGCCAGUUCCGCGACUUCCUUGACAGAAGCCGAGCAGACAUCCCUCCAGUGCACAUGCCGACUCCCCGUCACGCAGGCCCAACCCUAGACGAACGCCUGGCUGAGCUCGCUGCAAGUGAACCACCACCGGCAGCCGCUCCUGUGCAGCCUCCUCCUCCUCUGGUGCCACUGAUAUACCGUCCAGGUCCUCGUCUCGGUAGGCCCCGCAGUACCAGUCCGACAUUUGAUGUGGAAUUGCCGGCUCGUCCUGGGACUGUGCCCAUCCCUGAGCCUGUCUUCGUUGAGAGAUCGCGAAGGACUCCUCGUGUACGACCCAUGCCCCGGCCCCGACCUGCUCCUGCGUCCGUACCUCUUACGUCUGUACCACCGUCGGUAUCUGAACCACCGGACCAAGGGCCAAGGGACUUUCGUAUCCCUCCGGACGACAGGGCUCGAACUCCGGCGACGAUGUUCGGCGCAGAAAGCACCGGACCGGACAUCGAUAUGCUUCGGGAAGUGCAGCGGCGACGUGGAGGCGAUGGGACUGCUAGAUACGGUCGCCCACCUUCGGCUCCUCCGGAUCUUGGCCAGGAACCUCCCCGUCGACCGGGGCAGGCCUGGUAUCAGACAGGUCAAGCAGUGCCACCGGGGGGACCUCUUCCUCCCGGUGUCCCACCGCCUGGAGACUUCGUUCCAGGAGGACCUCUUCCGCCUGGUGUUCCACCGCCUGGAGAUUUCACUGUUCCUCCGGGCGCUGUCCCAACUGGUGCGCAGCCAGGGGUCCAACCUGCAUUUGUGCUACCGCCUGGUGGUAUUGAAGGCAUAGUGGAGCUUCUUCGUGACCAACGGGUCGCUCAGACUGCGUCGAUCGACCAGCAACGCGAGAUUAUGAGGUACCUGCGAGCACUGAAUGAUUGGCUAGGUCGAGAUGUUCAAGACCGACAAUCGGAGAUUCGCGCUGUAGCUGCUCGCGUAGACCAACUACGAGACCUAUUAUUGCAAGUGCUAAACACUCAAGGACAAGGUAGGCGUUCAUU